ACCCUUGUAUUGUCUUCAGAUUCUACUAAUGACAACCCAAGUUGAGGAGAGGUUCACUGAGUUUUUCGAGACGUGGGUUUGUCAGCUUGAGCAACUCCAACACCAGCUGCUCAAGUUGUCCCAGGAGAAGUCGACACUGCAGCCUCAUAAUGAGGCAGAGCUCCAAGCUUUGGUGUCGAGGGUCACAAACUUGCACAAAGAAUACUACACUGCAAAAUGGGCUGCUGCUCAUCAAGACGUGCUAGCCUUCUUCUGCCCUGUCUGGUCCAGCCCUUUGGAGAAUGCCUAUUCAUGGCUGACAGGUUGGAAGCCCUCAAUGUUGUUCAAGCUAAUGCGAAAGGCUCGGCUGCAGAACUUGUCCGAGCAGCAGCUGAGGAAGAUCGAGGAACUGAGGCUGAAGAUACGGUACGAGGAGGAGAGGGUGGAGAGGGAGAUGGAGAGGCAGCAGGUGGCCAUGGCGGACCGGAAGAUGGUGGAGCUGGCGAGGCUGGCCACCCGGGUCAGGAACGGCGGCGGGGCGGUGGUUGAGGUCGAAGGGAUGGUGGAUAUGGCAAUGAAGGUGAUACUGAAUGGGUUGGAGAGAGUCAUGAAGGCUGCAGAUUGUGUGAGGCUCAAGGCAUUGAAGGGUUUGUUGGAUUUGCUGAGUCCAUUGCAGUGUGUGGAGUUUUUGGCUGCUACUGGCAUGGUUCAGAUUAGGCUAAGUCAAUGGGGAAGGAAAAGGAGCAACGUUCUGAUUGACCUAAACUAAAUAUUUGAAGGACUAGCUAGCUAGUUUUGUAGUGUGGGUGGUUGUCUACCUUGGUAUGUGUUUUUCACAAUUUUGAACAAGACAAUACAUGACCCACAUAGGCUCAAACUUAUUCAAAUUUAAUUCAGUGCUUAUUGUAUGAUUUCUUUUGGGUGUUUUGGCUAUGUAUAAUGCAGACCAACAGUAGCUUGAGCUUGAACUAGUACAUAUCUACCGAAG
Messenger RNA from Fragaria vesca subsp. vesca, 967 nucleotides. RefSeq names its product TGACG-sequence-specific DNA-binding protein TGA-1A-like. The coding region runs from base 29 to 748 and encodes 239 amino acids. The transcript has a single exon. NCBI's taxonomy places the organism in Eukaryota, Viridiplantae, Streptophyta, Magnoliopsida, Rosales, Rosaceae. The record is from RefSeq and is a predicted model, not a curated record. Gene Ontology annotation, biological process: DNA-templated transcription. Gene Ontology annotation, molecular function: sequence-specific DNA binding.